CAGUUAUUUCCCAAACUGCCCCUCCCUCCACGCAGAGCUACUGAGGGAAGCGACAGAAGAAGAUCCACCAGUAGCAGUAGUAGUAGAUGGCUUUACUCAUACCUCCUUCUUCGCCGAUUCCAUUCCCAUCUCUGGGUUUCAAAGCGCACAACUUUCCUUUCAUCUUUAAGUCAACGUCUGCUAGAACCGCUCUCCGUAUUACCAGGAGCACUGCCUCCUCAACAAUGGCGACUGUCGCCCAAAGGAAGCUGCCGAUUCUGCUCUUUGACGUUAUGGACACCCUUGUUCGCGACCCAUUUUAUCAGGACGUCCCCGCCUUCUUCCGAAUGCCUAUGAAGGAAUUACUAGAAAUCAAGCAUCCUACUGCAUGGAUUGAGUUCGAAAAGGGCCUUAUUGAUGAGGUAGAGUUAGAAAGAAAGUUUUUUAAAGAUGGGAGAUCAUUUGAUAUGGAAGGCCUCAAAAACUGUAUGAGAAAAGGAUAUUCUUACAUCGAAGGUGUUGAGGAAUUACUUAGUGUGUUAAAGGCAAAUGGCUAUGAAAUCCAUGCUUUCACAAACUAUCCUAUUUGGUACAAAAUGAUCGAAGAGAAGUUAAAACUUUCAAAAUACUUAUCUUGGACUUUCUGUUCCUGUAUAAUGGGAAAGCGGAAGCCUGAACUUGAUUUUUACUUGGACGUUCUGAAACAUCUCGAUGUUGAGCCAGCCAGCUGUAUCUUUGUUGAUGAUAGACAAAAGAAUGUUGAAGCUGCCAUUGAAGCUGGUUUGAGAGGUCUUCAGUUCAAGAGCGCGGAUGUGCUGCGCAAGGACUUAUCGCGUCUUGGUGUUGACAUUCAAACAAGCGAAAGUAAAGAUCUGGCUGAGUGUUCUUAAGCCGCAAAUCUCCCCCGAUUUCAGAGCCAUAAUGUAUGUAUAGUUUGGCUCAUAAAGGGGAAAAAUGGACAUUUUGAAAAAGAUGUUUGACAGAGAAGGCAAGAUGAUUCAAACAAUAAGCUGUUCAUGUUCAGCAAAAUUGUGUUCAAAGUUCAGCAUAUUUCAAGUGCAGAGCAACUAUUUAUAGUUGUUUGGUUCCAUUU
Ipomoea nil (Japanese morning glory) is the source of this 1072-nucleotide messenger RNA. RefSeq lists its product as uncharacterized. The coding region runs from base 87 to 869 and encodes 260 amino acids. The record is from RefSeq and is a predicted model, not a curated record. Lineage: Eukaryota; Viridiplantae; Streptophyta; Magnoliopsida; Solanales; Convolvulaceae. The transcript is spliced from 7 exons.